AGCUCUCCGAUCUAUUGACUCUACUUCUCCUGAAAACAAAGAAAACUCCGAAAAAAAAAGGAAUCUGUCUGUGAACAAUGUCGUCCCCUGCUUGAGCUUUAAGCACGACGACAACAAGUCUCCUAUUUCCCCCGCCUAGUCACAGUCUGUCACCGUUACUCUCGGAAAUCUCAUGCACUCGGAGGACGGCAGCGAAGUGAUGGCUACGGCCGAUGGUGGUCAGCUAACCGACAACUACGCCAAUGCUUGGAGUGACUUCUACCCCAGCCGCGCUGGCUGUGUCUAUAAGUCUGGGCCUGCUUGGGAAGUCCGCAACGGCCCCGAGACGCAGGGAAUCGUCCGUCAGGCUCGUGCCGUCUACCGCCCCGACAUCGCGCCCAAGUGGGUCUCCAUCCUCCAGAAGAUUAUCGCGUGUCUCGACUCUGUGGGCGUAGACUUCACGUGCAUCAACCCCUUCGGCUGGGCCAACGAAGGGGAGGAGGAGCCCUUCUGUCCUUUCCUCCUUUCUGUCGGUGUAAUGCCCUAUUCGCUCGCCUACGGUGUCGCCGUUGCUGCUGCUGCCAGUGUUAAGGAGAUCCUUGCCACUUCUGGCCUCGCCGAGGUCGAGGUUGCCUUUGUCGAGAUGGUCGUGAAGCAUUCCGCCAGCGGACCCAGGCUGCUCCCGCUGGACCCCGUCCUCGACACCGUCCCCGAGUAUCGCAAGCACUUCAGCUCCGCGCUUGGCCUCCCCAUCGCACCGCUAGACACACCCUACUACGAGGGUACAGGUGCGCUCUACUUCCGUCUCAGUAGCCAGACCAAGGACAUCGCCUUGCUGACGUGCGCGCACGUCGCCCGGCCGCCUCCCGAGUUCCCCGACAACAAGGGUAUGACACGUACCAAGAACAGCCAGCCCAAGGAGUUCAUCGUCGCGCUUGGUUCUGGGGGCUACAACAGAGCCAUUGCUGGCAUGAUGACCGAGAUUGCCAAGCUUACUCGCGAUAUCGAUUCGUGGAGGCGCCAGCUGGAUCGUAUACCAGCUGCUAAUGCCGCGAAGCGUCAGGAGCUCACCGUCGAGGUUGAUAGGGCGACGAAUCGGAUCUACCAGCUGGACGAGUUCCACACCGCGGCCACCAAGUUUCGCUCCACCCCUGAGCUGCGUACUGUUGGUUGGGUGCUUCACUCCUCGCCGAUCCAGGUCUCGGGUGCGCCCCUUGGUUACACCGAGGACUGGGCCCUUAUUCAACUAGACCCCAAGAUGAUUGAGGAGACGUUUAUGGGAAACAAGAUCUUUUUCGGCGACAAGUUCACUUCUGGCGACUUCGCCGAACUGAUGUACCCCCACCACGAAGACCGCGCCAACUACAAGAUCCUCGACGACCGCCUCCUACAGGCGUUCGGCGUCGUGUCUGCGGCCGAGAUUAGCAACCCGCCGCACCUCGAAGCCAAUGGCCAGCAGUGCCUGAUCGUCAUGAAGAACGGUGGCACGACCGGCACCACCGUUGGCCGCGCCAAUGGGCUCGAGUCAGUCAAGCGUACGUACCCGGAAUAUGGCAUCGUGAAGCAAGACUCGCUUGAGAUUGCGGUGGUGUACUACGGCAAGGGGCACGGCAGGUUCUCCGACGGGGGCGACUCCGGGUCUAUAGUCGUCAGCAGGGAUGGCAAGAUCCUUGGAAUGCUCAACGGUGGCGCUGGGCCGACCUGCUGAGAUUGACGUUACGUGGCUCACGCCCUUCCAUUACCUCGACAGGCAGAUUAAGAAGAAAUACCCCGACGCCUUCCUCUACGGCGUUAAGAAUUAGGUAUCUCUUGCUGCCUCUGUCCCUUCUUCUAUCCCCCUCCUUUUUCCCCUGCCACCACUGUACCACUUUUU
Molecule: messenger RNA, 1852 nt
Organism: Pisolithus orientalis
Lineage: Eukaryota; Fungi; Basidiomycota; Agaricomycetes; Boletales; Pisolithaceae
Exons: 3
Coding region: 173-1687 (504 amino acids)
Source: RefSeq, a predicted model, not a curated record